Molecule: messenger RNA, 1584 nt
Organism: Lichtheimia ornata
Lineage: Eukaryota; Fungi; Mucoromycota; Mucoromycetes; Mucorales; Lichtheimiaceae
Product: translation elongation factor Tu
Exons: 10
Coding region: 1-1584 (527 amino acids)
Biological process (GO): translation
Molecular function (GO): GTP binding; GTPase activity
Source: RefSeq, a predicted model, not a curated record
AUGAAUAUGUAUAUAGGACCUACACCAACACAAUCCAAAAAGACAAAGUCUAAAGCACCUUCAUCAGCAUCCAAUCAAUCGGAGGAUCAGCUCUCUCAAGACAUGUUGGGUAUGGGAUUGGAGGAUGUGGCGAAAAAGGCAGCACAGGCACGUUUGAAGGUCUCAUCAGCUACGAGCACGCCCGCUGGUACACCACCUGAUACACCACGAUCGGCUUCACCACUCGCAAAGAUACCUGCAUCUAAACGGGUGAAUGUCAUGGAAGAGUAUGCCAAACGUUCAGGAGAAAAACCAAAGUUGAACCUUGUUGUCAUUGGUCAUGUGGAUGCUGGCAAAUCAACCUUGAUGGGGCACUUGCUAUAUGAAAUCGGCCAUGUGAAUGAUCGCACCAUGAAGAAAUACGAGCGUGAUUCACAAAAGAUCGGCAAAGGUUCAUUUGCGUAUGCGUGGGUUCUUGAUGAAACAGGCGAGGAAAGAGAUCGUGGCAUUACCAUGGAUAUUGCUACCAACAACUUUGAGACCGACCAUCGUAGCUUUACGUUGCUUGAUGCUCCUGGACAUCGUGAUUUUAUUCCAAACAUGAUUUCUGGUACUGCCCAGGCUGAUGCUGCAGUAUUGGUGGUUGAUGCAAGCACUGGUGGAUUUGAAUCAGGAUUCGAGGCCAAUGGACAAACAAAGGAGCACGCGCUUUUGGCACGUAGUUUGGGUGUUCAACAAAUGAUCAUUGCAGUCAACAAGCUUGAUACGCUCGAUUGGGAUCAAGGACGUUUUGACAGCAUUGUUGAGAAGCUCAAUCUAUUCUUGGUGCAGGCUGGUUACCGCAAAUCCAACUUGACGUAUAUUCCUGUUUCUGGAUUGACGGGUGAGAACCUGAUCAAAAAGAGCGACCUUGUGAAUUGGUAUAGUGGCCCAUCCUUGCUCGAGUUGAUUGAUGCAUUCGAGCCUCCUGUGCGUGCCUUGGAUAAGCCAUUGAGAAUGGGAGUGACCGAUUUCUUCAAGGGUGGUAUUGGCAGCAGUGGAGGAGUCUCUGUGGGUGGAUCCAUUGACGCUGGUCACGUGCAAGUGGGUGAACAAGUGAUGGUGGUACCAGGCGGAGAGAUUGGCAUUGUCAAAGCUAUGCAAGUUAAUGAUGAGACAUCCACGUGGGCCGCAGCAGGUGAUUCUGUAUUGAUGACACUUUCCGGUUUGGAUAUCAUGAACCUAAGCAAUGGCUGUGUGAUUUGCAAUCCACAAUUCCCGGUUCCAGUCACUUCAACCUUUACAGCACAAAUCGUUGUCUUUGAUAUCAAAAUUCCCAUCACAGCCGGUUUCCCUGUGGUACUUCAUCAGCAAAGCCUCGACGAACCAGCAUCCAUCAUCAAGUUAUUGUGCACUCUGGAUAAAUCUACAGGGGAGGUUACCAAGCGUAAUCCACGACAUUUGGGAAAAGGCAUGACAGCCAAAGUCAAAAUCCAAUUAUCCAACCGAGCAAUUCCAUUAGAAACAUUCAAACAAAACAAACAACUUGGACGUAUCAUGCUCCGAAGAGGGGGUGAAACCAUUGCUGCUGGUGUCGUGGAUGAGAUCUUGACAUUUGGAUCCUAA